Ziziphus jujuba (common jujube) is the source of this 627-nucleotide messenger RNA. RefSeq lists its product as uncharacterized. The transcript is spliced from 3 exons. Bases 1 to 495 code for a protein of 164 amino acids. The record is from RefSeq and is a predicted model, not a curated record. NCBI's taxonomy places the organism in Eukaryota, Viridiplantae, Streptophyta, Magnoliopsida, Rosales, Rhamnaceae.
AUGCAUGACUUAGUUGAGCCACUUGUUAAUUCUGAUUUUCAUGUUCAUCCUUUCAUUUUGACUAGUUCAAUCAAGGAAGGUGAUGAUCAUGAUGAUUCGUAUACAUAUUGCUGCGAUAUUUGUGAAAAAAGAAGAGAUCCAGCUCAUGCCACUUAUUCUUGUCAAGAAUGUCACCUUGAUGCUCAUUUUAAAUGUGUUUUACCUCCGGAGAGCAUCUCACACAUAACAUUUUUGCCUCGAGAGCCAGAACAUGAUUUGGACUACUUGUCAAACAAAGAGAUUGAGGGGAAAGGAGAAAUCACAAGUGCCGAUAAAGCACUCGUACAGAACGCAAUUUCUGAAUUGAGUACAGAGAUGACAAAGAUGAGAGAGGUGGUCGAAGAAUUGCUCGGCAAAGUAGAAAGUAGAGAAGUGACAGAAGAACUUGAGAAACUUGAGGAGGGUCAUGCAAAAGCUGAAGGUAUAAUAAAAAAGCUUGGGGAAACUUUUUCAUGACUGUUAUUUAAUUAGGCAAACCCUGUAAGCCAAUGUUUAUGCUUGCUAUUUGGUACUGUAAUAUAUAUAUAUAUAUAUAUGCAUGCAUAUUAACUCUUAUUGCCCUCUUUGGAAUAAAACUGGGCCGGACAG